GUGACGUCGUCAGAUAGUUGGGCAGCGGUAGAGGGUGAACACACGUCGUCAUGAGGCUCGGCGUGAGCAAGUUCAAGUUGUUGUGUUGCUUUUUGUGGAGUGUGUUGAGCCUGUGUUCACCGAGGCUUGUUUCUGCAGAAGCCAGUGGUCAUGCAGGAGACGAUAGCAGACCACGAGAAAAUUCAGUGCGGUUUCUUGCGCCUCAACAUCAGUGGAACACCAAUGAGGCCUUCGAUGUGGCAGUGUCCCCAAUUGAGCAAAACCCACGCGACGAUCACGACGUUAAAUGCAUUGCAGUAGACUACGGAGUCAUCAAAGCUCCCGAUAAGAAAAGCAAAAUUUAUCGGCGAACGAAGAGGAAAGUUAUUUCGCGAGGCGGGUAUUACUUACUUUCGAGUAAAUCAGGUGGAUCCCCGUGGUUGAACCCCAGCUCAGGGGGCUCGGGGACAUUCCAGCGAAAUUCCCGAGGUGCAUGGAGCGGCCGUGGUGGCAUGGGACGCGGGUACGGCGAUCGUAACCGUGGACGUCAAGGUGGCCGUCGAGGAGGGGGCGACGACGAAGGCCGUGGGAGAAACGGUCGUAAAAAAAUCACCCAAAAUCUCAAGAUGGAGAUCGGCCAAUACGCGCAGCAGAAGGGGGUAAAGGCGGCCGCUGAGCAAUACGAAGGACGCGUAGGCAGGAAAUUGAAGGAAAGAAUUGUAGAAAAAUUUGCACGGAGGUACAGAAUACGCCAGGAACAAAGGUCCAAAAGAGGAAAAGAUGGCAAGAAGCGAUUGAAAGGCGAAAGGAAUUAAAUACUGGGUAGUGCGGUCCAGAUAUUCCUUCUGUGAAGGGUGGAAGACAGGAACAUAUUCAUGAACGAACACCACUCUUGCUGCGAAAAUUCAUGUGGCGAAUGUUUGCUGAAAAUUGGCACAAUGUUCUGCAUGGAACAAAAAAACAUAUAGUGUGUCAAAGCAUAUUCAAGUAAAUUCUAACAAUAUUAGUGCAAAAUAUCUUCAUCAAGUGCAUAUUUGGACCCACAGUUCGGGCAUUUCAGAAGAAUUGGUGAAUUAAUAGAAACUAAAAAGAAAAAAUAUCAAAUUCAACGCAUUUUUAAUUUUAUUCAAGAUUUUGUCGAAGUGUGACCGACGAAAAUACAACAUGGAUCGUUUAAGAUAGAGUAUAGACUAUUCCCGGAACAGAGAUAAUGCGGGCCGCUUCAGUAUACACUGAUGAAACAUUUUGACAUGAAAUGCCGAAUUUGUAAUUAAUGCUUCGAAUAUUAUUUGUAGGGUAAUAUUAUAAGUAAGUCUUAAUGUUCAAAUGUUUUAUGUAAAUGCUACGACUUGGCGUUGACAUGUUCCUGAAGAUCUUAUUCUAAAAUAGGUGAUAUCAACGGUUGGUAUUCAAGUUAAUCCCAGAGUGCACGUUGCAGCAGGCAACAAAUAUUUAUGACGAUGUUAUAUAACUACUUCAUUACCCUUCAAUAUAAUAAGAAGAAUCUAUGUUAGGUUGAGAAGUACAUCGUUUUCUUGAACGUUGCUGUUCCGUCAUUUCUAAAUCCGUUUUUGAAUAAAUCAUACUUUGAGAAAACAA
Molecule: messenger RNA, 1578 nt
Organism: Hyalella azteca
Lineage: Eukaryota; Metazoa; Arthropoda; Malacostraca; Amphipoda; Hyalellidae
Exons: 2
Coding region: 51-794 (247 amino acids)
Source: RefSeq, a predicted model, not a curated record